Colletotrichum aenigma is the source of this 1488-nucleotide messenger RNA. RefSeq lists its product as uncharacterized. Bases 1 to 1488 code for a protein of 495 amino acids. NCBI's taxonomy places the organism in Eukaryota, Fungi, Ascomycota, Sordariomycetes, Glomerellales, Glomerellaceae. The transcript has 2 exons. The record is from RefSeq and is a predicted model, not a curated record. Gene Ontology annotation, molecular function: hydrolase activity, acting on carbon-nitrogen (but not peptide) bonds.
AUGAGGACUGUUCCUACUCAUUCGCAGUGCGAUUAUUCACAAGAGAGUAACAUCUCGCGCUUGGAGUUCAUAACUCUGGAGGAGUUUCAACAUACUAGCAAUCAGUCUGAAUUGAAGUCAACCAUCUAUCCCCCCAACCCUUCGUACGAUAUCUCCGAGAAGCCAUGGCUGCCCGACCCUCAAACUCCCUACCUUCUCACCAACGCCAAUCUUGUUGAUCCAAGAGCUGGGGUUGUGCAUAAGGGCAUCAGCCUAUACUUGGCCGGUGGCAAGAUUAUCAGAGUGGCUCCCACCACUGCCCACGACUUGACCGCCGAGUUUCUUUGUGCCGGACAGAAAGCGCAGAAGAUCGAUGCCAGCAAAUAUUUUGUCUGUCCGGGACUCAUCGACUGUCAUCUGCAUCUCAUGGCCGUGCAUGGCAGCUCGACAUUGCAUGGAGCUUUCACCUUUCCACACGAAACAGCCAUUUUCAGAUUCGCAGGCACCCUUCGGGGCAUCUUAUCCAACGGCUUCACAUCGGUCCGUGACACUGGUGGCGCAACCAUUGCUCACGCGCAGGCCACUGAAGAGUUCCUUAUACCCGAGCCCCGCGUCUUUCAAGGUGGACGGAUGCUCUCACAGACAGGAGGACAUGGAGACGACACAGAAGUAUGUAACGACUCGCACUGCUGCCGGAGCAAUGGUAUCGCCAAAUCUGCUCUUGGAAGACUCUGUGAUGGCGUGCCCGAGUGUCUACAGGCUGCGCGCGACAACAUGCGUAAAGGCGCCCAACAACUCAGAGUGUGUACAUCAGGCGGCAUUGCCUCCGCCACGGACAAGCUUGAGUCCUUGCAGUUCACGGUAGAGGAACCUCAGGCUAUCACGACUGUCAACAAGAACAUGGGCGGUACACUAGUGACGGCUCAUUGUUACACUGCCGAGGGUGUCCGCCGUGCCAUAGCGGGUGGUUUCCGCGGCAUUGAGCAUGGCAACAUGAUCGAUCCUGAGACUGCACAACUCAUGGUUGAGAAGGGGGUCUUCUUGACGCCAACGCUAGCUCUUCACACAUUUGUCACCAUGCCGCCGUAUGACAAGUUUGAGACGCCGGAAGGGUUGCGCAAGAAUGCGAUCGUGGGAGACGCGGGGAUACGGGGCAUCCGCUACGCCGAGGAUGCAGGUGUGACUGUGUGUUUCGGAACCGACACGACGGGUCCUACCUUGGUGAUGCAGACGUACGAAUUCGUCGUGCGGUCUCAGAUAUUACCAAGCCCUGUAGUCCUGCGGCAGGCGACUAUCAACGGUGCCAAGCAACUGGGUAUGGAGGGCAAGCUAGGCGAGCUUGUUGAGGGUUCCUUCGCCGAUCUUCUGUUCCUGAAUGAGAACCCUUUGGAGGAUGUCUCUAGUUUGGACAGGAUCAACAAGAACUUGAUGCUGGUGAUGAAGGAUGGUCGCAUCGUCAAGACUCAGACUAGCCAUUUGCGUCCGGAGCGGAACUGCGAGUGGAACUGA